Ogataea philodendri is the source of this 1689-nucleotide messenger RNA. RefSeq lists its product as uncharacterized. Gene Ontology annotation, molecular function: amidophosphoribosyltransferase activity. The transcript has a single exon. The record is from RefSeq and is a predicted model, not a curated record. Gene Ontology annotation, biological process: purine nucleobase biosynthetic process; purine nucleotide biosynthetic process. Gene Ontology annotation, cellular component: cytoplasm. NCBI's taxonomy places the organism in Eukaryota, Fungi, Ascomycota, Pichiomycetes, Pichiales, Pichiaceae. Bases 1 to 1689 code for a protein of 562 amino acids.
AUGUGUGGAAUUUUGGGAAUUGUACUGGCUGACCAAAGCCAGAACUGCGCAGCGGAGCUGUUUGAUGGAUGCCUGUUUCUUCAGCACAGAGGUCAGGACGCAGCAGGUAUUGUCACCUGCGGAAAGAGAGCCAGAUUGUACCAAUGCAAGGGUAACGGAAUGGCCAGUGAUGUGUUCACUCAACAGAGAAUGUUGGGACUUGUCGGUAACAUGGGUCUGGCACACCUGAGAUACCCUACCGCGGGAUCGAGUGCCACCUCUGAGGCCCAGCCUUUCUAUGUCAACUCACCAUACGGUAUUGCAUUGAGUCACAACGGUAACUUGACCAACGGAGAAGAACUCAGAACCUACAUGGACGAAGUUGUGCAUAGACAUAUCAAUACUGACUCUGACUCUGAACUUUUGUUGAACCUGUUUGCCAGCGAGCUUGCAGCCUACGGAAAAUCGAGAGUCAACAACAGUGAUCUGUUCAAGGCCUUGAAAGGUGUUUUCGAGAAAGUUAGAGGAGCUUACGCUUGUGUUGCGAUGUUGGCCGGUUACGGUAUCAUUGGUUUCAGAGAUCCUCAUGGUAUCCGUCCGAUCCUGAUUGGAGAGCGUUUGAAAGACGAUGGAUCCAAAGACUAUAUGCUUUCCUCCGAAUCUGUUGUUCUGAAGGCCCACGGGUUCCAGGUCUACAGAGACUUGCUGCCCGGUGAAGCUGUUAUAAUACCGAAGAACACCAUGAAGCCUGAGUUCAAGCAAGUUGUUCCAAUGCAGUCCUAUACCCCAGACAUCUUUGAAUACGUGUAUUUUGCAAGACCAGAUUCUGUUUUGGAUGGUAUCAGUGUCUACAGAUCCAGACUCGAAAUGGGAACCAAGCUCGCUCAAAACAUCGCCAAGAAGUUCGAAAAAGUUGAUCUUGACGUGCGCAAAGAAAUCGACGUUGUUAUUCCUGUGCCCGACACCUCGCGUCACUCCGCCUUGCAAUGCGCUAAUACAUUGAACAUUCCUUACAGAGAAGGUUUCAUCAAGAACAGAUACGUUGGAAGAACUUUCAUCAUGCCUGAUCAGAAACAGAGACAGUCUUCGGUGAGACGGAAGCUGAACGCGAUGGCCUCCGAGUUUUACGGGAAAUCUGUUCUUUUGGUGGACGACUCCAUUGUGAGAGGAACCACCUCCAAGGAAAUCAUCUCGAUGGCUAGAGAAGCCGGUGCCAAGAAAGUUUACAUUGCUUCUUGUUGUCCUGCUAUUAGAUACAACCAUAUCUACGGUAUCGAUCUUGCAGACAAUCGUGCGCUUGUUGGUUACAACAAAUCAGACGACCAGAUUUCCGAUGUGAUUGGAGCUGACCAAGUGUUUUACCAGAACUUGCAAGAUCUUAUCGAGUGUUGUGUCAAGGACAACCAGCUCAAGGACCACGAGAUGGAGCUUGCAUUGACUCCUGUCGUUUCCAGAGACGAUACUCUCGAUUCUCAAAUCCUUACUAAUAAGUCUGCUCCUCCGAUUGAUUCGUUUGAGGUUGGUGUCUUUACUGGAUCUUACGUUACCGGAGACGAGACUGAGUAUCUUACGUUUGCUGAGAAGGCUCGUGCCGUCAAUGAGAUGCUGAAAUCGAAAGCAAAACUGAACCGCGGAAUGGAGAGCUUGGAUAUAGAAGAUGUUAAGGCUGCUGUUGACAUUUCCAUCUUCAACAGUGGUGAUUACAAUUAG